ACUGAAUGUGUCUUAGUCUACAUGAGGAUAUUCCUUGGUUGCACAUGUUUGAGCGAAUAAGAAAAAGGAUAACUCCCUUGAGCUGAUUGAUGGCUUCACGUUCAUUUGUGUGUUACAUCAUCGUGCAUGUCUCUGACUUCACUGGACCCCUGGAACACGCUCCAACGGCCCCCUGGAGGUCCUCGAACCCUACUUUUGAAAGCCCUGUUGCUCGCUGCAGGUUACGCCCACUCCUCCGCGCCGCAGCCUCCUCUGCAUCCUCCCCUCGUGCUCUCGGGAGCCCGCUACUACCGGGGAUCCUCUUGUACUUCAGUGACGGACUUAUAAAGCGCAGCUGAGAAGGAAACAAACAAAACAACCUUUAAAAAAAACAAAAACCCCGAUGCUUAAAGGAGUGGCUGAAUGGUGCGUUCACAGACGCUACGCAAUUGGAAUGAGGAGACGCGCCAAAAAAAGUUCUUAACAAGACGAACAUUUCAGGAUGCACUGGUUGUUGAUGCCCAAGUUAGGCUUUCUUGUUUAUUUUCACAGCUGUAUAUCAGCUUUUACAUUGGAAACCAGAAGCCUGACAUAUCAUGAGUUCUAUUAUGAGUAUGUGCCUGAUCGACUGCAGUGGACCAGUGCUGGGGAGCUCUGUAACCAGCGCUCCGGGGCCUUAGCCACAGUCACCAACUCGGAAGAGAACCGAAACCUAACCACCUUCCUGAAGUCUUUGAACAUCUCUGAACCUGUGUGGAUCGCCAGGAAAGUCAUGACUUAUCUGACAAGUUCCUCUGACACCCUAAUUCUGGAAUUCAGCGGGCGCUCGGAUAGGAAGCAUGCCCGUCUCCUGCACAAGUUCUCCUCCAUGGGCUCAGUGACCGUUUGCACCCGUCUUCGCUUCGAUCCCAACUGCUUUGGAAUUUCUACCAUCUUCUCUUAUUCCAUCCAGUCACAUAUUAAUGAGUUCCAGCUCCGCGCAAACCUGAUCCAGGGCAAGCCCGUGCAGCUGGCUCUGAUGGUCCAUGGCAUUCAUGGGCCUUACCAAGAAGCCGUUGACCAUGACGACUCCUGGCAUUCCGUGUGCGUUUCUUGGAGUCAGAACGGUGGACGCUGGGCACUAUAUACUCAUGGCCUUGGAUUCUCUAGAGGUGAUGGCCUUAACAGCUCUGACAGCAUUGGUCCCGACGGCCUUUUCAUUAUCGGGCAGGAGCAGGACACGUUUGGGGGCUCAUUUAAGAAGGAUGAGUCAUUCUCAGGGAGCAUCACAGAGCUGCACAUUUGGGAUCGAGUACUGAAUGGCAGCGAAAUCUUCACCAUGGAAAAAGAGUGCUCGCUCAUUUCCUCUGGGCUGGUGUUCAAGUGGAGUGGAGCAGCCAUGGAAAUAGAGUCCUCCCUUACAAAGCUGUGGAGAGACAACCCAUGUCAAGGUAACUUCACUGUGUUAGCAAAUCCGUUCUUGGAUUCCCUCAAGGACGGAGACGCUUUGCAGAAUCAAACAUUUGAGCUGUUCCAGAGUCCUCAGUCAGAUGUGGACUGUGGCAUCUUUGACCCUGUUGUCGAGCACUGGAGCCUGGCCAAGUGUGACUCAUUCAGAGGGGCUGUAUGCCAGUUUAAGAAAGAAGUGCUGGAUGUUUUCAGUUUACCGAAGUCUCCAUUCUUCAGCAGACUGAGCAGGGAUCCUCUGACCAAACCUGUGAUGGAUGAGCUGAGCAUCAACUCGUCCUGGGACAGAGAUCUGACCUCGCUGCAGCAGCUGUCCCAGGCUGUCCUGCUCACCGUGGAGGCCGGUGGCCAAAAUGUCCUCACCCCCAGUGACGUCCUCUACCUCUCCCGGAUGAUUGAGACAGACCUGAGUGCAGCAGCCAGUAUUCACUCUGCUGGACGUGAUGCAGCGGAGGUCAUGGUCUCCAUCGCCACUAACUACCUGAAGGCAGCCAGUUUGAUGCUGGAGCCCAGCAUAGCUACGCAGUGGAUUGGCCGGAGUGAGGAUGGGUUCAGCGUGGGCCCUUUUACCAUUGUCAAGAGCAUUGACAGUCUCACUGAUGAUCUUGCAGACAUGCUGUCUGCUGAGAGGAGAGGCUUCACUCUUUCUACCAAGAACAUAGAUGUGUACAUGAAAUGGCAGAAGCUGUCUGAAGAGCACUGUCGUCAAGUCUUCAAGCCGUCUGUGGUCAGCUCUGGCACCACAAUUAGCAGCGGUGGUCAGGAUGAGUUGAUAAUCCCUGACACUGAGCUCCAGAGGAUACACGCACUGGGAUACGAGGAAGUGAUGUUUAUUCAUACCCACUAUAGUCAUCUGAGUGAGAUCGAGUCUGGAACACAGGAACCUCCAGUGAGUCCCCAAGAGAAAUUUCAAAGAAUUCUCCCAGGUCACCUCACUUCUGCUGUUAUAUCAGCUACUGUGCGUGAUCCCUCCAAGGCCCAGACCGUCCCUGUGGCUGUCCAAUACACCCUGUCUUCAUCACAUGUGGUGGAGUAUUCACAGCGAGCAUCACCUGUUUGUGCAUUUUGGAAUUUCAGCCUGAUGCACACUCAAAGCAAUAGCUGGUCCAGCGUUGGUUGCAGGGUGACCUAUGCCGGCUCUGGUGUCACUUCCUGUCUAUGUAACCACACCACCAAUUUUGCAGUGUUGAUGAAUUACCUGGAGUCGAAGUGGAGUCCUGAGGAAGAGCUUAUUUUAACGAAGCUGACAUUCAUCGGCUCUGGUGCGUCUCUGUGUGCGCUGUUGGUGACCUUGAUGCUGUUUACUGUGCUGGAUAUUCCCAAAUCUGACCGGACGUCCAUUCAUAAGAACCUGUUCAUUGCGCUGAUCUGCGCCCAGGUGAUUCUGCUCUGCAGCAGCUCAGCCAUUCACAACAAGGUGGCGUGUACACUCGUAGCGGCGCUGCUCCAUCUCUUCUUCAUGGCAGCGUUUAGCUGGAUGCUGGUGGAGGGUCUGCUGCUCUGGAGCAAGGUGGUUGCGGUCAACCUAAGCGAGGAGCGGCACAUGAAAUAUUACUAUCUCAUCGGCUGGGGUCUGCCGGUGCUGAUAGUCACCAUCACACUGGCAUCGGCCUCGGGCAAAUACGCCGCCGACGGCUACUGUUGGCUCAGUGUCCAGAAUGGCAUUAUCUGGGGUUUCGCUGGGCCCGUCAUCUUCAUCAUCAUGGUAAAUAUCAUGAUACUGACGAGGGUGGUGGUCAUCACAGUCUCCACAGCCAAGAGAAGGUCCAUCAUGCUGGCCAUGGGCACCAGUCCUGUGGAACAAACCUACGAGCAAAUCAGGGCUGCAGUGAAAGCAGUGUUGGUGUUGCUGCCUAUCCUUGGAUUAACAUGGCUAUGCGGCGUCUUGGUGCCUUUCUCCAUUGUCAUGGCCUACAUCUUCAUCCUUCUCAACUCCCUACAGGGCCUUUUCAUCUUCCUGAUAUAUGGGGUGUACAACACAGAGAACUGUGCCAGUUCACGACCAUCCAGCUCAGUUACCAGCUCUCGUCCUGUCAGUUUCCCACUUGGAACUACCCCAAGCCAGGAGGAGGAGACCACCCAUACCUACACAUGCAGCAACACCCCAGAUAUGGGGAAGGACGAAGAGAGAACCAGGGGUCAGCUGUCCAUUCCUUGUGUUCAAGAGAGACUGGAAAAUCCCUCGAGCCAAACCUUCAAUGGCACUCAUCAGCAUGGGAAGGCUCACCCUCCCUCCGAGGUGGACGAUGACUUGCCGGCUGGUUGUAGUCUUCAUGUUCCCAUGGAGCUGGAGUUCACAACUUCCUGUUUCCCUCGCAGCCCUGCGCCUCAGAAGAGCCACGGCCUCGUCUGCGUUGACUGACCCGGUUGGUGUCACGGUGAUUGUACUUUUGUGUUGUGAUUAAUUUUGUAAUCAGAUGUUGUCUUUUUUCUUUGUGCUAUUAUAAGCUCAUUUCCCAAUUAUCUUUGUAGAGCCACGAGCGUACUUGUUAUCGUCUGUGUUCCUGUGAGAAUUUUAGUGAUUUAGGACAUUUUGCCUUUAACACAAUUCCUUAAAUGUAAUUUUAAUCCAAACUUAAAUUCCAAGUUUGUUAUUUUAUAUUUAGUGUAUUUUACAUGUGAACCCUUUCUUUUCUUGCUGUACAUGUUGCUUGUCAAAGCCUUGUAUUGUCCAGUAGUGUGUGGUUGAACUGUAGCCUGUUACACCUCAUCAUGUAACGUGUCAUGUUAAGGCGAUGCCCCUUGUUUGAUUCGGGCAGGCAUCUCCUCUUUCCCCAUUUUUCCGGUGACUCUUCUAUCAAGCUAUCGAAUAAAGGCCAGACUGGCAUGAAAAAGACAGGAGAACAA
Molecule: messenger RNA, 4272 nt
Organism: Scophthalmus maximus (turbot)
Lineage: Eukaryota; Metazoa; Chordata; Actinopteri; Pleuronectiformes; Scophthalmidae
Product: adhesion G-protein coupled receptor D2
Exons: 24
Coding region: 482-3787 (1101 amino acids)
Biological process (GO): adenylate cyclase-activating G protein-coupled receptor signaling pathway; cell surface receptor signaling pathway
Cellular component (GO): membrane
Molecular function (GO): G protein-coupled receptor activity
Source: RefSeq, a predicted model, not a curated record